Molecule: messenger RNA, 1004 nt
Organism: Hydractinia symbiolongicarpus
Lineage: Eukaryota; Metazoa; Cnidaria; Hydrozoa; Anthoathecata; Hydractiniidae
Product: matrix metalloproteinase-C-like
Exons: 6
Coding region: 89-982 (297 amino acids)
Biological process (GO): extracellular matrix organization; proteolysis; collagen catabolic process
Cellular component (GO): extracellular matrix
Molecular function (GO): metalloendopeptidase activity; zinc ion binding
Source: RefSeq, a predicted model, not a curated record
AUAUUUCGUUUCCAGCUCUAAUUUUACUAAUAUAUACCACGAAAUUUAACACUUAGUUAUUUUCAGAUAAAACGGUACCUGGAAGAUAAUGGCUAUCUUCAAAGUAGUUUUUGUUGUUGCGUUGGUCGCCAUCUUUGACGUCAAAGGAGAUGAUGCAAAGGAUUAUCUGACCAAAUAUGGUUAUUACAAUCCAUUUGCAUUCGAUGGUGGAGACGGCAUGGCAACUGCUAUUAAACAAUUCCAAACAUUCCAUCAAUUACCAGUUACAGGAGUGUUGGACACUGCAACCAAAGAUGAGAUGUCGAAGCCACGUUGCGGUAUGUCUGACGUUGUCAGUACCAACGCUUAUUUCGCAACACGAGGGAAAUGGAGAACUACCCAGUUGACGUAUUAUUUCGAGAAUACAGGACGCGAUUUGGCCAUGAAUGUUGUCAAGAAUGAAAUUAAGAAGGCUUUUGAUAUGUGGGCUGCAGUGACACCGUUAACAUUCCGAGAAGUUUCAUCACGUGGACACAUUAACAUUGGUUGGUAUGUCGGUAACCAUGGUGAUAAUGGUCCAUUUGAAAGAAGACGUGGAGGUGUUUUGGCGCAUGCGUAUUUCCCAGAAAAUGGUCGUCUACAUUUUGAUGAGUAUGAAGAUUGGGCAGUCAAUGGAAACCGAGGUACUGAUCUACUUUGGGUAGCUGUGCAUGAGAUUGGACACGCCCUGGGUUUACAACAUUCACGUGUUAGCGGAACAAUCAUGUGGCCUACGUAUUAUGGCUACAAAGCUGGUUUGAAACUUCACCAAGAUGAUAUCAGUGGUAUCCAAAGUUUGUACGGCAGAGGAACAGGAGGCACCGGAACAGGAGGCACUGGAACAGGAGGAGGUAACUGCAAUAAUAAUCAUAAUAGAUGCGAAGAAUGGGCAAAUCGUGGCGAGUGUCGUAUCAAUCCAAGAUGGAUGUUAGUAAACUGUAAGAAAAGUUGUAGACAAUGUUAAAACAGAUCCUGUCGGUUUACAA